GCCCAAAAGGCAGGUGACGAUGGAUAGAAUAAAAGACACAAACUGAGUGAAAUCAGAACCGAGUGAGUUUCGAUUUUCCCUUUCUCUCCUUCUCCCUAAAAUCGAUCUCAAAUCUCGUCGUUGAAGAUGAAGAAGGAAGACACCGUGAAGCUGAUCAGCGCCGAGGGCUUCGAAUUUGUCGUCCACAGAGACGCCGCCAUGGUCUCCCAGACCAUCCGCAACAUGCUCACUUCUCCAGGUGGUUUUGCCGAAACGGAACUCGGCGUGGUGAAGUUCCCUGACAUAAGCACCACAAUUCUUGAGAAGAUCUGCAAGUAUUUCUAUUGGAAUCUUCAAUUCGCCAGUGGUAAGCAGACUGAGUUUCACAUUGAACCAGAACUGACCCUGGAGCUGAUGAUGGCAGCCAAUUAUCUUCAUACAUGAGUAUAUCAUUUCUGCCCAGCCACGUAGGUGAAUCCUAUUAAAAAUUGAUUGUCCACGAGGUUGGUGUUACACUGCUUGAAGACGUUAGGAUUUUAAACACUGGUGUCUAGACCAGAAUUGUCAACUGGACUCAAUGUAGUAUAUGUAUGAUUGCACUUUGACUUGGAACAGCGUGUGAAGUCCAUUGUAGUAAAGUUCAUUCAGUUACAACUUAUCAGACAAUGUGAGACUCCUCCCUUAACAUUAAUGAUUAGUCUUAAAACUGAGAAUCAUAAUUUAGAGAAGAUCUCUGACAAACGCUAGUCACCUGUGCUGGUUGGCUUAGAUAUAACUGAAGUUAACAUCCGAUCCCUUUAGUAGUGUCUGUUUGUUUGUGUGUGA
Molecule: messenger RNA, 804 nt
Organism: Argentina anserina (silverweed cinquefoil)
Lineage: Eukaryota; Viridiplantae; Streptophyta; Magnoliopsida; Rosales; Rosaceae
Exons: 4
Coding region: 127-423 (98 amino acids)
Biological process (GO): ubiquitin-dependent protein catabolic process
Cellular component (GO): elongin complex
Molecular function (GO): protein-macromolecule adaptor activity
Source: RefSeq, a predicted model, not a curated record